UUCUUUGUAAGACAACCAGAAGACAGACUUGAUCCACAAUUAAUACAAAUCACAUUCAAGUUAUGAACACUCGUGCUGUUACGUACCCAUCCACGCUUUGACCUGGACCUACCCACCUAGUAUCAGUGGCUGGUAAUCGCUGCCAACGCCGCCCAAGUAUACUGUACACGUGAUCAGAAGCGAUCGUGAAGCAUAUUCACAUGCAUUUCACAAUGCGUCUCAAGUAUCUAACCAAAGAUGUCAUGGCCCUCAGUAUGGUAGCCAAGCUUUUGAAUGAUUAGCAGAACAAUCCAAUCAUAGUCAGCUUUGCCUGACUUCAGGCUUCAAAUCAUACCUCCAACUAUGUCAAUACCCGAGUCAAUAGUAACACUCUAUCUUCGAACACGACUAUGGCUAGGCAAAAAGCGCUAUGGCACCUUCACGCCGAAGGUAGUAAGAGUGAGCUCCAAGCGACUAAUCAAAGGACCAUGUUUCCCCGCCGAACUAGAAGGUCUAAGAUACGUCGCGCAACACACAUCCAUCCCCAUCCCAAAAGUUCACCGCACAUACCCAGCCACCGAGGGACGCAUCUACAUCGAAAUGGACUACAUCAAGGGCGAUACCCUCCAAGAAACAUGGCGCAACCCCAACUUUACAUCCACAAACAAACAAGCAGUGAUCAACGAAGUUGCUAGCUACAUCGAUCAACUCCGACAACUUACACCACCCCAGGAAGGUCUUGUAGCUUCCGCAGAACUAGGAGAAUGUUAUGACAUCCGAGUGGGAAGCUGGCCGUUUGGGCCAUUCAAAUCCAUUCACGAAUUCCAUGAGUUUCUGCGCGGGACGAUCCCCAUAGAAGAUACUACGAAAGUAUACGGCGAAGCUGUCACGAAGUGUCAUGAACGAUCUGGAUCUGGGUCAUACUAUCGGACGUGUUUCACGCAUGCGGAUAUCGCUAAACGGAAUAUCAUCAUUCGUGAUGGAAAGGUUGCUGGGAUCGUUGAUUGGCAGUUUUCUGGGUGGUUUCCGGAGUAUUGGGAGUAUACGAAGGCGUUUUAUACGCUUUAUGAUGUUCCGGAUUGGUAUGGUGGGUUGAAGAAGGUGAUGAGGAGGUAUGAUGAUGAAUUAGAGGCGGAGAGGGUGCUUUGGGAGAGGUUUGAUCAGCCGGGGGAUCUUCUUAGGACUAGGUAUUAUGGUGGUAGUAAUUAAUAUGGGUAGGUGGAUGUGUUCUCUCUUCCUUUAUUUUCUUCGGUUUCUUUUCGUUCUUUUUGCUACGCUGGUUAAU
Messenger RNA from Aspergillus neoniger CBS 115656, 1264 nucleotides. RefSeq names its product aminoglycoside phosphotransferase family protein. The record is from RefSeq and is a predicted model, not a curated record. The coding region runs from base 343 to 1188 and encodes 281 amino acids. NCBI's taxonomy places the organism in Eukaryota, Fungi, Ascomycota, Eurotiomycetes, Eurotiales, Aspergillaceae. The transcript has a single exon.